Rhopalosiphum maidis (corn leaf aphid) is the source of this 2020-nucleotide messenger RNA. RefSeq names its product solute carrier family 35 member F5. Gene Ontology annotation, biological process: regulation of peptide transport. The transcript is spliced from 10 exons. The coding region runs from base 234 to 1637 and encodes 467 amino acids. Lineage: Eukaryota; Metazoa; Arthropoda; Insecta; Hemiptera; Aphididae. The record is from RefSeq and is a predicted model, not a curated record.
UUAACUGCUUUAGUGCUGUAUGCCUAAAGAUUAAAAACAUGUAAAUUGUUAUUUAUUUAUUUGUAAAUAUUAAUUUAAAAACAUUGUAGAAAUGUGACCAUUUAAUGCAAUUGAGUUUUCUAGUUUAACUAGUUCUAUGUAUUCGUAUUAUUUCGGUUUCUUGUAUAAUUCUGGGAAAUUAGCUGUCUAAUGGAUUUAUUAUUUCCAUAACAGUUUAAAAUUGCCAGCAAAAAAUGCACAAUCUGUCCCAAAGACUUACACUUGGCUUGUUGUUAUUACUGUUGGCAGAUAUAAUAUGGAUUAUGUCAUCAAAACUUAUUAACUAUGUUCCUUACCAAACUGAUGAUUACAAAAAGCCAUUUUUCUUUGCCUAUACCAAAGCUUCAAUAUUUACUCUCUACUUUCUGGUAUAUAUAUUAUUUAAGGAAUUACGGAAGCCUUGUGGAAACCAAACUAAUUAUAUGUUUGUUAAUUUUGAUACAAUCGAAAAUGAUGACGAUGAUGAUGAAGAUGAUAAUGUUUUUACUGAUGAAACUGAAAGAUUAAGCACAGCAAGCUAUGUUCCCAUUAAAAAUCCUAGUGUGACUUCUGGUACAGAGAGUGAUGAUUCAGGAACUGUGAAGCCAAAUAAUAAAGUUGUUCGAUUUAACAAAGUUGCUGAGGUUAGACAUUUAUCUGAAACAGAAGCAACAGAAGCAUUAAUGGCUCGUUUAUCGUAUGCUGCUACAAUUAGAGCAAGAGAAAUUUGCCGUUUAUCAAGGCAGUUACUAAAUUUACAUCAAACUGCAAAGCUAGCUUUUACAGUAGCACCACUUUGGGGUGUUGCUAAUUUAUUACAUCAAGUGUCUAUGGUUUACAUGGAACAUACCCUAGUGUCUGUUGUAUUGUCCACAACUAGCUUUUUCACUCUUCUGCUAUCUCUAUUUUUUGUUACGCCUCCUACAGAUCGUUUCACGGUCACUAAAUUAAUAACUGUAUUAUUCAGCAUAACCGGAAACGUUAUAAUUACUUUACCUGAUUCUCAUUUUAGUUUUAGUGAAAUUAAUGUUGGAUUUGCAUUAUCCUUAUGUAGUGCUAUUUUUUAUGCAUUGAAUAUUGUAACAUUACGAUCUUGGGUAGAUCAUGAAGAUAAAUUAGAUAUUAUAUUGUACUUUGGUCUUGUUGGUCUAUUUAAUGUUCUAAUGUUCUGGCCACUGUUCAUUUUUCUUCAUUAUUUUGAACUUGAAACCUUUGAAUGGCCUAACAGACAACAAGCAAUUUCAUUGUUAAUAAAUGGAGUUGUAAAAGCAACAUUGCCUGAAGUCAUAUGGUUAUGGGGAUGUUUGCUGACAUCAUCAAUUAUUGCAACAAUGUCUAUAGGACUAACUAUUCCAAUGUCUUUAAUGCUAUAUGGCAUUUCCAGUCAAAACAAGUCUGAUAAUGAGCGAUUUUUGUUACCAUCAUUUUAUUUAGGUUUAGUUCCUACAACUUUCUCUUAUUUUUGUCUAAUUUGGUUAACAUACAGAUUUAAUUAUAAUCAAAAUGAAUACAAUUGUUUAAGUCGUUGCCAGAGAAAAAAUUUAAUUAGGCUUAGAGAUAGUGAUGCCGAACAAGCAGAAUCACUUAUACAAAUUCACGAAACAGACAAAGAAGUAUGAUAUAAAUUAUUUAGACACUUAAAAUUACUCACCAGAAUUGAUUAUUUUUAGUAUUUUUACCUUUUCAUGUGCAAUAUAUUAUUAAUCUUAUUUACAUUAUUUAUUAGAUGUUAUAUUAAAUUUUAAAUCCAGAUUAUGAAAUGAAUAAAAGUAAUUAACCAAUGUUAUUACUUACAAUUUAUUACUAAUAUCAUCUUUGAAUUGAGAGAUGCUUAAAUAUUUACACCAGAAAUGAGUAUAAUCUUGUCAGUGAAUAAAGUUAAAGUUCCUUUUUUUAUUUUUAUUGUGGAAACUAUGACGAUAGUUUGUAUGUAGCAAAUUGGCUUAUGUUAAAUAUCUAAUAUUUUAAAUCUGGAUUUAAAAUUUUAAGUAUAACAUCACAC